Molecule: messenger RNA, 872 nt
Organism: Triticum aestivum (bread wheat)
Lineage: Eukaryota; Viridiplantae; Streptophyta; Magnoliopsida; Poales; Poaceae
Exons: 1
Coding region: 28-687 (219 amino acids)
Source: RefSeq, a predicted model, not a curated record
GUACUCCAUCUUGUGCCGUCUAUCUUCAUGAAUCAGGUUGUUGAGCGUGCAUUUCAAGACAACUUUCUCUAUGUCCAGAACCUCAUUCAGAGUCUGCACAGGGCCAAGAAAGGUGCAAUCUUCCUGAAGUUGGACAUUGCCAAGGCUUUCGACUUCGUCAAAUGGGAUUGCCUACUUGAGGUGGGUUUUGGUCAGAGAUGCCACGAUUUAAUUGCAAUAUCGCUUUCCUCCACUUCCUCCCAGGUAAUUCAGAAUGGCGCACCUGGGCUGCUGCUGUUCUACCACCGACGACGCUUGCAACAAGGCGACCCUCUCUCUCAAUUCCUGUUCUUGCUUGCCAUUGAACCUCUACAGCGCAUCUUCGCGGGCGUCAUUGAAGCUGGUAUCUUCAAGCCUAUCGUGCACAUAUUGGCCUCCAUCGGAGUAAGCCUAUAUGCCGAUGCUGCCGCUCUUUUCUUAAACCCUUACAAACGGGAGAUGAAGGCCAUCCAAUUAAUACUUUCGGCAUGUGGGUCUCGGCUUUUCACCAACUUAAACAAGUCCUCGGCCUUCCCCAUUUGCUGUGAUGAUCAGCUGAUCACUGAGGUGCUCUUAGAGUUUGCUAAAACCAUUGAUUCCUUGCCCUGUAAAUACCUUGGGCUUCCCCUUAGCCUUCGCAAGCUCAGGCGUGCUGAUUUCAAAUAUUGAUCGAUAAGAUUGCUGCAAAGCUGGCAGGAUGAGCUUAUGCAACGCUGAUAAACUCGGUUCUUACAUCUAUAACCAUCUACUUUUUGAAGUUCGCUCGCUCCCAGCAAAUGGAUAAUCAAAAGGAUUGAUAAGCUAAGGAGAAGCUUUAUAUGGAAAGGUGGCGAUGAGGAGGCUAAGGGAACUAU